UUGGCUCUGAGGGGCGGGGCCUCUGCGCGCUUCGCUUCGCUCCCCAGUUUGUCCCUCGCGCGGUGCCGUCGGGCUCUGCGGAGGUGGGCGUGGGAAGGGGAAAGGAUACGGGGCCCAACGGGGCAGGACGGGGCCGCAGAGCCGCUUAGUGGACUUCGGUGUCGCCGGCAUGGACUCCUGGGUCCGCUUCAGCGCCCAGAGCCAGGCCCGGGAGCGCCUGUGCAGGGCUGCCCAAUAUGCCUGCUCCCUUCUUGGUCAUGCACUGCAGAAACAUGGGGCAAGUCCAGAACUUCAGAAGCAAAUCCGACAGUUGGAGGGUCAUCUGAGCCUUGGACGAAAACUUCUUCGCCUGGGUAAUUCAGCAGAUGCCCUCGAGUCCGCCAAACGGGCUGUGCAUCUGUCAGAUGUCGUCCUUCGGUUCUGCAUCACUGUCAGCCAUCUCAAUCGAGCCUUGUACUUCGCCUGUGACAACGUCUUGUGGGCUGGAAAGGCUGGGCUGGCUCCCUUUGUGGACCAGGAGAAAUGGGCCCAGCGUUCAUUCAGGUACUACUUAUUUUCCCUCAUCAUGAAUUUGAGCCGUGAUGCCUAUGAGAUCCGACUACUGAUGGAGCAGGAGUCUUCAACUUGUGGCCGUCGGCUGAAGGGCUCAGCAGGAGGGACCCUGGGAGGUGGCGAAGCUGAGGUUGCAGUGGGGGGCAGUGCCCCAGGAGGGAGUCUGCCCUAUCUGGCCCUGCAGCUUCGACUUCAGGUUCUUCUCCUCGCCCGGGUUCUACGAGGCCAUCCUCCCCUCCUGCUAGAUGUGGUCAGAAAUACUUGUGACCUCUUCAUCCCUCUGGACAAGCUAGGCCUGUGGCGUUGUGGCCCUGGAGUUGUGGGGCUCUGUGGUCUGGUGUCCUCCAUCCUAUCUAUCCUCACCUUGCUCUGUCCUUGGCUUCGACUCAAGCCCUGACACUAAAUUGUAGGGUGGAGGAGAGUCUGAGCUGAAAAUGGAGAGAGGUGGCAGGUUCUUUCUCUUGUUCCAUUGUUACCCUGACUUUCCUUCUAGUUAAAAGAAUUAGAGAUGAAGAAUGACUAGGGGAUAAAGGGUGGCCCUUGGGUUCAAUGGGAUAAUUCUCUCCCUCUCUUAUUGCACUGAUUCUUUAUGUCUCUUGAGUCUCUUCUUGCUAUUUUAAAUUAAAUUUUAUUUUUUUCAAUCAAUAAAAAUCCUCCUCCUCUCUCUCCCACUCCCCCAUUGAGAAAGAAAAAACCCCUAUUACAAACAUGUAUAGUUAUCAUCUUACUUUUUUCUAAUUUCCCUCUCAGAUUUGUUUCUGAGACUAAUUUCUUCCUCAUCCUUUAUCCCAGUUAUUUCAUUACUAGGUACCUUUCCCUUGAGGAAAGAAGAGAGACUCAGGAUUUUGAUCCAUAAUGCCUUAGCUAUUCCUCUUUUGGUACAGAGGACGAUGGGCUGGAUGGAGAAUGGCCCAGUUGUCUCCCCUCAGCUUUUUGUCCAUUGGUGCCAUUUUUUCUUCCUCUUCUGUCCUCACUCCUGUAUUCUUGGUCAUGGCUUUUGUUUCUCAGGCCCUUUUACCUUCCAGUCUCAUUCCCUACCUAUGAUGCUGUCUGGGUUCAGCAUCCUACUGUAAAUACUGUACAAUGACCUGUAAAUAGCUCUGGCCAAAGCCACUGCCCGCUGGCCAACUCAAAGGGCAACAGAUUAAAGAUGAGUCUUGCUCAUUGA
Messenger RNA from Gracilinanus agilis (Agile Gracile Mouse Opossum), 1720 nucleotides. It is a transcript of the gene PEX11B, whose product is annotated as peroxisomal biogenesis factor 11 beta. Bases 170 to 949 code for a protein of 259 amino acids. The transcript is spliced from 4 exons. The record is from RefSeq and is a predicted model, not a curated record. Gene Ontology annotation, cellular component: peroxisomal membrane. Lineage: Eukaryota; Metazoa; Chordata; Mammalia; Didelphimorphia; Didelphidae. Gene Ontology annotation, biological process: regulation of peroxisome size; peroxisome fission.